Paramuricea clavata is the source of this 5127-nucleotide messenger RNA. NCBI's taxonomy places the organism in Eukaryota, Metazoa, Cnidaria, Anthozoa, Malacalcyonacea, Plexauridae. The record is from the annotation of a GenBank genome assembly.
AUUUCACAACAUGCGGUCGAGGCAAAAACGUUCGAUCCUUGCUUCGAAUUCAAUCGAGGCUUGAAAUUUCAAAUAUUUUCCACCAAAAGGAGUCUCGAUUUCAAGAUUCGACCAAAACAAUUCGUGAUCGCGGCAUAUUCAAAUGUCCUGGCUUGAAUUUCGACAAUAAAGACAUGAUAGAAGGCGAAUAUACCGAAACGCACUCAAAUUCGGCCAUUGUCGACGAAAAUUCCAGUCAAAUGGAAGCGAAAAACAGUAUUUUGGCUGAAACAAACAUUGAAACAGAGUCGACGAGUCAACUAGAAGUUAAUACUAGCACUGUGUUGAUCGAAGACAGUAUAGAAAUACAAUCGAAAACAAGCCCAAAUCAAACUGGAGAAAUAUGCGAAAAUCCCACGGAGUUGAACACUACAGUUUUAAGUACAAAAGAAUUGGUAUAUAGUGCAAAUACAAGUACUAUAUUGUCUUUGAGUGAAAGCGAUGCUUUAAAUUCAGACGAUGGACCGAUCGUGCCUGCUAUCAGUGCUAUGAGCGCAAACAAUGUGAAAUUUGAAACGCAAUCUGUUUCAUCGACCACUGAUAGUGGUUUACUAGAAGGAUUUAUAAACACGUCGCAAAAAGAUGAGCUUUCAGUGGAAAAUAUAGAGAAUACUGUUUUGGAUAGAGAGAAUCGUGACCAAAUAGAUGAUAGAGGUACUGAAAAUAUCGACGACAAUCUUAUGGUGACCGAAUCUGAAGACAUAACUCAGGAGGAUUUAGGUGACCUACCUCUCUGGGCGGCUCAGCUCAAGGGGUGCGAAAGAAUUGGAGAUAGUUACCGAGGAUAUGUGCAUACCGAAACCGAGCUUGACGUAUUGUUGAGUAUGCAUAAGGAAAACACCCACAGCUCGUGGGGGACAAGACAAAGUCCAUCGUCCCAGAAACCAUCUGUACGGUUCAUGUGGAAGUCGCAAUAUGUGCCGUACGAUGGUGUUCCGUUUCUCAACAGUGGUAAGUUAGUGGUACAUAAUGUGUAUGCUCAGAUUGCGCACAAGUGAGAAGCGAUUAACACUAACACCUGAUCCGUAAACGUGUUGACGUGACCAGACUAUCAAUGUUUCUGAUUAACCACUAUGUUAUACACAAGACUCUUCCCUUAAGUUAACGUCAAAUUGUCUGGUGUUAGAUUAAAAUAAUAGUCGGGUACAUUGCAGCUUAAUGUUGCCUACUUUGUUAUUUUACUUUGCCUAAUGCCAGACACCUUUACUUGUCCAAGGGAAGACAUUACUGGUUAAACUCUCACUAUUUAUAAUUUAAUAUGUAAGUUGUUUACCUGUAUGUGUAGGUCGUCGUGCCACGGUAAUGGAAUGCCAGUACGGUCCUCGCAGGAAAGGCAACAAGGUCAAGGUCGAGUACAAUGAAAAUGGCAAGCCAGUGAAACGAGCGCAUCGUCCGACGUGUCCAGCUCGGAUUUACAUCAAGCGAGUCCGAAAGUUUCCCGAGUACAAAGUUGACAAAAGUUACGAAGGCACGCCUGGUCUUCGGCUGGCACAAGAACGUGCUCUGACAGCACUGAGAGUCGCUUGCCUUGACAGUAGAGGCGAGGAAAGGUGAUAUAAACAAACUAACGCAUAUUCACUUGUCUGUUUGCGGUCGAAUUAUUUUACUCUGUCUAAUGCCAGAUGACUUUACCUUUCAGAGAGAGAGUGCUAGCACUCAAUGGUUUAAAAAAUUAAGUAAUAAACUUUUGAUGGGUAUUUGAGGAACAGCUGCGAAAAAUGCAACUUUAGGUCAUUGGUGUGCGGUCCUGCACCAGAAUCGCAGGACCACAUGUUCGAUUCCUGUCAGGGGCCUAAAGUUGCAUUUUUCGCAGCUGUUCCUGGUUUAGGUUUCAUCUACAAUACCCAUCAAAAUAUUAUCCAUCAACAAAAUCUUGAUAUUGACCCUUGCAUAAUAAAUGCACCUGAAUCCAACGUAAUAUUUUCAAAAUACUCUCCAGAUUUUACAUUCAGUUCCCGCUUGAAACAGCUCACGAAUACCACCAUGAAGACGACGAAAUGAUCCCGCAUCAGGCUCUCUCCCUCCUUCCUACCCAGGUGAACCUCGGCUCAUCCCGUCUCGACCCACGGGUGGUCGAGAAAAUUAAUGAACUCGUUGCUAGAGGGGUGACAGACAUUUACCAAGUGAAACACGGUGUCAUUAGUUUCAUUGAGAAAGACUUGUUCCUGGGUGUGGACGAGCCAACCCCAGCCCGCCAUAACAAAUCUUUCUUCCCGACCAUAACAGAUCUGCAGAAUCACAUCUACCAGGCAAUGCUUGCACUAGAAUCAGGAACUUUAGAAAGUUUACCACCUGUAAGUUGACAGAUUUUUCUAGCCCAGUAUUCCUCUCAUGAUGGCACCAAAAUAAGACCUGUUAACCCUUUAAGUGGCAAUGCACCCCACUUUAGCACUUUACUCAGUCUAACACUGGACAAUUUUACUCGUCAAGUGGAGAGUGCUGCCACUUAAUGGGUUAACCAAACAAACUGCCCAUGCAUCCUCGUACCCCUUUAAGUGGCAAUGUGCCUUACUUUAUUAUUUACUCUGUCUAACGCCAGACAAUUUUACUUGUCAAGUGGAGAGUGCUGCCACUCAAUGGGUUAAUCCAUUGAAAGGCAAGGUGCGAUGAAGGAUUCAUCAAGAUGAACUAUCAGCAUAAUUUGUCUUGAAAGAUUACUGGUAUAUGUUUAUGUGCAUACAUACCACAUCAGAUAAAAUAUGAAGUUUAAUUAAAAAUAUCAGGCACCAUUUGUUCCCAGAAUAUUGCCAGUAUAGAUUACACUAUACUCGCCAGUUCAUCUGGAUUGUUUGUUUUGUGUUUACAUGACGACAGAUGGCCUCGUUAUGUAAGCAUUAACAUGUACAGUCUUUCCACUAUUUAGCCAGAAAGUCCACUCAAAUCGUUCAGCAAGGAUGAGCGAAGCAGCAAACGAAAAUGUACGGAACCUCGCAGAGUAAGAGCACCAAAAACUCCUUAUAGAACAAUAUGUAUACGUACAGAUGACCCACUGUACUUGGCGAGGGAUUCCAGCUUGCAAGACACACAAGGUAGAGUCUUACUUAUUUGGUAUAACAAGCUCAAAUGUAGGUAUCCAGUGCAGGUAAUAUUCUAAAAUAAGCUGCCAUAUUUGGGAUACUAUUUUCAGGUACAGAAAAACCACAAUAACUUAUUGUAGAGUACUACCUAACAUUGUAGACCCACAUUUGAGAUAUCUUAUUUAGGUAAUUGAGACAAAUAAUGAGAGCUUAUUAUAAACAUUUGUUUUCAUUCACCCAGGACAAGUUUAUGUAGUGGUUCCAUCUGCAAGUGGUUUAUUUCCAAACUCUGAAUCAUUGAUUAAUACACCAUUGGAUGGCAACAAAACUACGUCAUUGGUGCAAGUUCUUACCGUUCCCGCAAGCAGUGGUUCUGCCUUCCUUGGACAGCAGGUUCGUACUAACCCCACUUAUAUUGGAUAGUAGUUGUGAACUGUCGAGGUAAAUUAGAUAUUAUUUUAGCAGUGUAAUGUUUGUCAACUUUAUACAUUUCCCUUUGUAAAGGUGGAUGGAACAUUGGACUUGACUGGGCAGUUCCUUGCAUUGCCAAUGGUGAAUUGUGAAAGCCAAGAACAAAUAUCUACCUCACAGGACAGUGGAAUUGUCGUACAUCAUGGUGGGUUGAUAAUAUUUCAACUAUAAAUGUGGCAUCAUUAUACUGACCUCACGAUGUUCUGAAAUAGACUUGAAACACUGCUUUCCACAAAUAAUGUAGUUACAUGUCAUUAACAAUGGAUUUUUUUAUCUUAGAUUCACUGGGAAAAGAACCGAUCUCUGUUAUACCAGCACCAGUGGAAAAUGCUUUGAAUAAGCACCAUACAAUUGACAGCGAGACACCAAAUGAGGAUGUACCAACAACUGUCACCAUGCCAAGCACCAUAUCACCCAUAGCAAUACAAAGACUACCAUCCACUAUUACCAUGGCAACAUCACACCCUGGUAUGACCACAUCUACCAAUCCUAACAUUGGGGUAGCAGUACCAUCCAAAAAUUAUAAGAAUUUCCCCACAGCAGCAGUUUUGAAUACCAACAGUACAACUAUGCCAGAUUUAGUGAUGACAUCAUCAGCAGUUCCUAUUGCAUCAACAGAACUAAUUAUUCCUAACAAAUCUUUGGAUUUGGAAGUGACAGCAACAUCAGAAAUUGUGACAUCAUCAGAAAUUGCUCUGACAUCAUCCAAUUUGACAGCUUCCAUUACAUCAUCAGAUACUAGUAUGACAUCAGAUGGGCCAAUAGGUAUGACACCAUCACAAGACUUUCCUAUGUCAUACGACCCUACCACAUCGUCUACAAUUUUAAUGACAUCACCAGAUGAGGAGAUGGCUCUGAAAACAGAGAAAUCUAGUUCUAAAACUAUUGCAAACAUUGAUGGUGACUUCACAAAUACACCAUUAUCACCUGCCAAUAGCCAACCAAAUCCCUGAAACUAUAACAGUUGUUAGUCUUAUGUUGUUGUUGUGUUGAUACUUACAGAGUGAACAAUAACAUAACAUAGUGUGUUAUGUAUAUAUUUUAUCAUAUAUUAUAUAUAAUUAAAUAAACACAUGUAUAGCAAGUAUUUGUGUUUGAAUUUUACAGUAAUGCCCAAAAAUUCUAUCUUGACAAGUAAAAUUGUAUGGUAUUAGAGCAAAAAAUAUGAAAGGUAACAUUAGGAUGCAUGAUAGCUUUAUGCGCACUAAAUAAAUUUAAAAUUGCAGCAAGUUUUAGCCUGCAAGUUCACGGCAAGUAGGUAUAUCAGUCAUGUAUUCGCUCACUACUCUGGAUUUUAUAAAUGAAUUCAAAGCCCAAUCAAAUUGCAUUCACAACCCAAUGUUGGCUUCUUCAAAACACCCCAAAUAAAAAACAAACACAAAAAGGCAUAGGAAGCUUUUAUUCAAUGUCCUUUCAAUUAUACUCUAAUACAAUCGUUGGGAAGGACCCAUGGUGCUUUUAACAUAUAAAGCACGGACAUUCUGCCAGUUUUUCUUGAGCAGUGAGACAAGGAAGUUGAUGGCAAGAAGAGUGUUAUUGUAUAAAUCAUCUUCUGACAUGUCAACAUGUCCAAUAGCCACUGCAAGACAAAGCACCUAGA